Molecule: messenger RNA, 417 nt
Organism: Striga hermonthica
Lineage: Eukaryota; Viridiplantae; Streptophyta; Magnoliopsida; Lamiales; Orobanchaceae
Source: the annotation of a GenBank genome assembly
AUGGAAGCUGCUUUGGAAUUGGAGGAUGAUAUUUUUUUCAAAGAUUUGAGCAAGCAAAUCUCUCUUUUGAUCAUGGAUGAUGAUGACCCACUUGCUCAGCAUCCUUCACUAAAUUUACAGGCCCUCACUCACUCAAUACACCCCGCAAGACAAGAGCGUCCCUUUCUCGAUUAUUAUCAUCGACAAACGAACAAGAACGAGAGCAAAGGCACGGGCGUUUUCAUCCCUCGUUCGUCUCAGUUUCGAAGGAAAAAUGCUAAGCAAGGAACGAGAUUUAUUACAGCAGCCUCUGGUAAUAAGUCUCAACGGCCUUUCGACCGUCACUCGAAUGAGCCUCCAAGUAUAUCUUACAGCAACAACAUCGAUAAUCCAUCAUCACAUGAUCAUCAUUAUUCAGUUAACCACAAAAGAUUCUGA